UAGUGAAGGUUGCGGUGAAUGAUAAGUAUAUAAUAAUGGAAGUUGAUACAGGGUCAGCAGUGACUGUUAUCAGUGAACGUUUGUAUACAAAGCUGUUUAGUACGAUUACCCUUUUUAAUUGUAACAAGUCUCUCGUAGUGGUAAAUGGAGCAAAACUAAAUGUAGUUGGGCAUAUGGUAGCUCAUAUCAUGCUCAAUGGACAUAAAGCUAAUGGAAAGCUGAUUGUGCUUAAAACGGACAAGGACUUCAGACCAUUAUUAGGAAGAGAUUUGAUGUCUACGUUUUAUCCAAACUGGAAAAACAAUUUCAUUAAACCGGGGAGCAUUAAAAGUUUGCAAAUCAGCAAUAAACACGAAGAAGCUAUAAGUAUGCUCAGGGAAAAAUAUGCAAAGGUAUUCAGCAAUGAUUUAUCCAACCCUAUUUCAGGUUUUGAGGCGGAUUUAGUUUUUAAAUCGGACCAACCAAUUUUUCGAAAACCUUAUCAAGUGCCUUAUAAGAUUAAAAACAAAUUCUUAGAACAUUUGGAUGGAUUGGAGAAACAAGGCAUCAUUACACCAAUUAAAGCAAGCGAGUGGGCUGCUCCCGUAAUUGCUAUUUUGAAAAAGGACAAUGAAUUGCGCAUGAUCGCUCUCGGUACGCAUUUGCUAACAGCUCACAGGAAUCAGCUAAAGAUGGUGGAGCAAAAGAAGGAGAGAGUGAAAGUGAUGAUUACCGGACAGUUCAAGGCCAGGCGAAGUUCCAUCGACGAACAGGAAGAAUUCUUAGGUUUCCCGCCGAAGAAGCACCGGAAGAAAGCCAUGCUGAAAUACCAGGGAUAGACACGGUUGAGAAAUCGAGACCGGUCGAACAUACGACUGAAGCGGUUCGUCAAUCUAGAAAGAGAAAACAUGUCGAAAGGAGUCCAAUUAGGACUCGAUCGAAGCUACGACGCUUAGUUGAAAACUAAAAAAAAUAAUAAUAAUAAUUCGAAGUUUAUUUUGUAUUGUAAGAGAUAUUGAAGCACAAAGUGCAAUCUGAAUUCUAAAUUCUUGUAAGAAUUAACUGAAAUGGAAAGAAUUGUAAUAUCCUAUUACGUCUUAGUACUAAACUUGAGCUACUUAUGGAAGUGACCAAGAUACAUUUCGUGUGUAACUCCAUACAGGUACCAAUACAUAGUUAUACAUUGGAAUCGAACUCUGUAAUGCAUUGUCGAUGAAAAUAUAGAUCAGUUCAAAGUGAUCCGUAAGUGAGAUCGGAAGCUUAUAUCCUAGUGUUCCUAAAUUACAACUAAAUAGAAAGAGAAUCCCUAAAACAA
Armigeres subalbatus is the source of this 1294-nucleotide messenger RNA. RefSeq lists its product as uncharacterized. Lineage: Eukaryota; Metazoa; Arthropoda; Insecta; Diptera; Culicidae. Bases 36 to 818 code for a protein of 260 amino acids. The transcript is spliced from 2 exons. The record is from RefSeq and is a predicted model, not a curated record.